UCCGGCGGCGGGCGAAGUGACCCGGAGGGCACCGAGCGAGGCCAGCGUACGAGAGGGAAGAGGAGGGAGAAGCGGCGGCGGGAGGAGGAGAGAAGAGCGGGGCCGGUGGCUCACCAGGAUCCGCUUGAAGAGAAGUCAUAGUGGAAGAAGAGUGAGGUACAAUGGAAAUGGUAUCUGGCUCAUGGCAUCUCUAAUGGCACAUCAUUGUGGGUUCAGGCAUGGCGAAGAUUUCAGUGCUGUUUGCUGUGGCCCUUUUGAAGACUGGACCAGCUGCAGGAUUCGAAGGCGGAGGCUGCGGAAGCGCGUUUUCCCGCAGGCAUUCUGGGAGUGGAGUGCGCUGGCUGCACUUCCCGUCUGCCAUGGCCCCGCGGCCCGGGCUGGGAUCCGUGCGGCGGCCGGGCCUGCGGACGGUGGUGGAAAAAUAAGAAACAAAAUGAAACCUUUCCAAAAGGUCUGUCUUUUCAAGAGCCUGCUUGCUAAUUGCUGCUGCCACAGCCAACUUGACAGCUGUCUUCUCCCUCCUGUUGCAAAGAAGAUAGGGUGCAUGGUGGGACUGCACAACCAUGGAUUUUGGAGGCCAAAGCCUUUAUUGGACACACCUCGAUUCACUCUGUCUUUGAGCAGUCAGCACAGGAAAAAACAUGAGAAUUCUCAAGCUUUGUGGAAGCAUAAGGCUGUGCAGAAGUAUCUGGAGACUCUAAGCAAGGAAUACCAGCAGGUUAGUCGUCAGUUAACUGCAGACUCAUUAAAUGACUUUGAGCAAAGAACCCUGAGAAGAAGGUGUGCCGAUCUGUCCCCCAUUGCAGCUGCAUUUCAAGAAAUCAAAGAGGCUGAAAGAGAAGUUCAGGAGUUAGAAGCGAUGUGCACAGAGCUAGACAGCAGAGAUGAGAAACAACUUCUAGAGCUUGCCUUAGAAGAGAAGGAAAGCCUGGAUAAAAAAAUGAACAUGUUGUGCAGAAAGCUUUUCCAGCUUCUAGUGCCAAAGGAAAAAUAUGAUAGAAGUCCUGUCAUAUUAGAAGUGACAGCUGGCAGAACAACUGGAGGGGACAUCUGCCAACAGUUCACUAAAGAAGUGUUUGAGAUGUACCAGAGCUAUGCCGACUACAAACAUUGGACCUUUGACAUAAUGAACUAUACGCCAGCUGAGAUAGGAGGCUUGCAUCAUGCUGCUGCUCAUAUUUCAGGAGAGAAUGUCUACAGGCAUCUGAAAUAUGAAGGAGGAACUCACCGAGUCCAGCGAAUCCCUGAGACAGGCAUGUCAUCAAGGAUGCAGCGUAUUCACACUGGGACAAUGUCAGUCAUUGUCCUCCCUCAGCCAGAGGAGGUUGAUGUAAAAGUGGAUCCCAAAGAUUUGCGUAUAGAUACAUUCAGAGCCAGAGGAGCAGGAGGGCAACAUGUUAACAAAACCGAUAGUGCUGUGAGGAUUGUGCAUCUUCCUACAGGACUGGCAGUUGAGUGCCAGCAGGAGCGGUCGCAGCAGACGAACAAGGAAAUAGCUCUGCGGACACUGAGAGCUAAGCUGUACCAGCAGGUCAUUGAAAAGCAGCUCAGCCAAGAGCAGAGCGCCAGGAAGCUGCAGUUAGGAACAAGAGCUCAGUCAGAGAGAAUUCGUACUUACAACUUCACCCAGGACAGAGUCACUGACCACAGGAUCUCAUAUGAUGCACGUAAUAUCAAGGAAAUUCUAAGUGGGAAAGAAGCACUGGAUAAACUGAUCAACAGACUGCUGGAGUUUGCAGAGAUAGAGGCUGUCACCCAAUAUCUAGAAAAUUUGCAGGCUUUAGAAGGAGGAGGCUGAAGAGCUCAGGUAGAAUUAAAACAGAAUCGUUGUGUUUCAUAGCCAAAUAAAACAGAUGUGUUUGUUAGAUGAUAUGUUGAUUAAAACCUAUUUUUCUGUUUUUCA
Messenger RNA from Poecile atricapillus (Black-capped chickadee), 1903 nucleotides. RefSeq names its product mitochondrial translation release factor 1 (gene MTRF1). Gene Ontology annotation, molecular function: translation release factor activity. The record is from RefSeq and is a predicted model, not a curated record. Bases 182 to 1798 code for a protein of 538 amino acids. The transcript is spliced from 12 exons. Gene Ontology annotation, biological process: translational termination. Lineage: Eukaryota; Metazoa; Chordata; Aves; Passeriformes; Paridae.